Staurois parvus is the source of this 421-nucleotide messenger RNA. NCBI's taxonomy places the organism in Eukaryota, Metazoa, Chordata, Amphibia, Anura, Ranidae. The record is from the annotation of a GenBank genome assembly.
GGCACUUCUACCCCCUUCCUGACUGGCGGCACUGCUGGGCUACACUGAUGGGCACUGGUGGGCACAGGUGGGUGGCACUAUUGGGCACAGGUGGGUGCACUGCUGGGCACAGGUGGGUGAUCUGCUGGGCACAGGUAGGCAGAGUUAGUGGGCGCACUGCUGGGCACAGGUGGGCGCAACUUGUGGGUGGCCUUGCUAGGCACCGAUCAUCAGUGCCCUGAUGAUCGGUGCCGAUCCCCGCUCUAACAACUGCUGGUUCUCGGCAGUACUUUCCUCACGAUCUGACAGCGUGAGGAAAGUGCAACCGAGAACCAGCAAUUGCAUUUCCCGGGGCGUGCAGGAGAGCGCGUUCUGGGAGGACGUCAUAUGACGCUCUCCCAGAACUGGCCGACCGCAGUGCAGCCGUCAUUCGGCUAUCUGC